Messenger RNA from Ipomoea triloba (trilobed morning glory), 1706 nucleotides. RefSeq names its product geraniol 8-hydroxylase-like. Gene Ontology annotation, molecular function: monooxygenase activity; oxidoreductase activity, acting on paired donors, with incorporation or reduction of molecular oxygen; iron ion binding. The record is from RefSeq and is a predicted model, not a curated record. Lineage: Eukaryota; Viridiplantae; Streptophyta; Magnoliopsida; Solanales; Convolvulaceae. The transcript is spliced from 2 exons. The coding region runs from base 7 to 1518 and encodes 503 amino acids.
ACACACAUGAUCUAUCAGACAUCAAUAAUGGAGCUACAAAAUUUUCUUAUCUCCAUCAUCGCCCUCAUCUUGUGGUUCUUCAUAAAGCCCUACCUCCAUCGCCGGUCCACCAAGCUACCUCCCGGUCCGACCGCCCUUCCAAUAAUCGGUUCACUCCACCUCCUCGGUUCUCGCCCGAACCAGUCCCUAGCAAAGCUGGCUAAACUCCACGGCCCAUUAUUCACCCUCAGCCUCGGCUCCGUCACCACCAUCGUCGCUUCCUCGCCGGAAACCGCCAAGGAAAUCCUCCAAAAACAGGAAAAGAUAUUCUCCGCCCGCACCGUCCCUGACGUCAUCACCGCCCAGCCCAACCCUCAGGCCACCCUGGCCUGGGUCCCCGGCGACCACCUGUGGCGCAACCGCCGGAGAAUCUGCAGCACCCGGAUGUUCACUAAUCAACGCCUCGACUCCCUGCAGGAGCUCCGGCAUAGAAAAGUGGAACAGAUGGUUUCCCACAUAAAAAAACACUGCUCCGGCGCCGGCGCGGCGGUUGAUAUAGGGCGGUUGGCUUUUGGGACAACCCUGAAUUUGAUGUCGAACACCAUAUUCUCCGUGGACAUGGUCGAUCCGGAGUUCGAGACGGCGCAGGAGUUUAAGGAUUUAGUGUGGAGGAUCAUGGAGGACGCCGGGAAGCCGAACUUAUCGGACUUUUUCCCGGCGCUGAGGCGGCUGGACUUGCAAGGAAAGAAGCGACAUAUCAGGCCGGCGUACGAGCGGCUGCACGAGAUAUUCGAAGAAACCAUCGAGAAAAGGGUGAAAGAAAGGAGUUUUGGCGGCAUGGAAAGAAAAGGUGAUUUCUUGGACGUUCUUCUUGAUCAGUGUGAAGAAGACGGAUCUGGUUUUGAUCGCCAAACUAUCAAGCCUUUGAUCCUGGAUUUAUUCAUCGCCGGAAGUGACACGUCGGCGAUAACAACGGAAUGGGGAAUGGCGGAGCUUCUUCACAAGCCGGAGAUACUCCGGAAGGUCAGAGAAGAAAUCCUGGAAGCAAUCGGCAAAACAAUGUCGGUGAGGGAAUCGGACUUCGAGAAACUUCCGUACCUGCAGGCGGUGGUGAAAGAGACGAUGAGGCUCCACCCGGCGGCGCCGUUACUAUUACCGUACAGGGCCGAAAACGACACCGUAAUGUUCGGGUACACGGUUCCGAAGAACAGCCAGGUGCUGGUGAACGCGUGGGCGAUCGGGAGGGACCCACAGUACUGGGACAAUCCGUCGGAGUUUCGGCCGGAGCGGUUCCUGGGGAGCGAUCUGGAUUAUAAGGGCCGGGAUUUCGAGUAUAUUCCGUUCGGGGCGGGUCGGAGGAUUUGCCCCGGGAUGCCGCUGGCUAUAAGGAUGGUGAACUUGAUGUUGGCGUCGAUUAUUCAGUCGUUUACGUGGAGACUGCCGGAGGGGACGACGCCGGAGAAGUUGGACAUGGAGGAGCAGUUUGGGGUUACGUUAAGGAAGGCUGUUCCUCUUCUUGCUAUCCCUUCUACGGAGUAAAAAGCUUUCUUCUUGUCAUUAAGGUCUCGCUAGUUGUUGGUUAUAAAUAAAGGUAUAGAUCUCCAUGUCGGUCGUUAUUUAGACAAAACUUUGAGAUUGUGGCAUGUAUUUAUAAACAAUAUAAAUUGUGAUAUACUUCACCAAAAAAAAUAUAAAUUGUGAUAUAGUCUCACAAAGUUGCUCCCUCA